Molecule: messenger RNA, 1746 nt
Organism: Ostreobium quekettii
Lineage: Eukaryota; Viridiplantae; Chlorophyta; Ulvophyceae; Bryopsidales; Ostreobiaceae
Source: the annotation of a GenBank genome assembly
AUGGUCGCAAAGCGAUUUUCGGACAGCGUUCUUGGAUUACUGCUGAUUCUAGUGCUCACCGUAGAGGGGAAUGCAUCAAGAUUUGUCAAUCCCUUUGCCACGAGGUCAACAGAGGUGCAUUAUGUUCCAUCUACCACCCCUGCGCGGUUCGCGCGACCAGCUCUGGUGCAGUUCAUCGCCGCUAAAAGGGCAGUUGAAGGCGACGAGCUGUCCUCCCAAUCUGCUGAUCAGUCGUUUCCACAGUUUAACGGCCCAGGUUACGUGCCUUCUGAUACCAGUGCACAGUCGCCUGGCGACAUACUGGGUGAUGGCUAUAAAGUGCUUGGAUUGAUGGGACGGGGAUCCAGUGGAGUGACAUAUAAGGCCGAAGGGCCUGAUGGCACAGUGGUGGCAGUGAAGACCCUCUCCCUAAGGGCCAUGUCUGACUGGAAGCAGCUGCAGCUGUUCGAGAGGGAAGCCAAUGCGCUGAAGGGCCUCAACCAUCCAGGGAUCCCUCGGUACAUUGACUAUUUUGAGGAAGACACAGACACUGACAGAAGAUUCUACAUCGUUCAGGAACUCGCCGAGGGCAAGACCUUGUCUCAGCUGGUGCAAGAGGGUUGGAGAGUCGACGAAACAGAGGCGCGCCGGAUCGCCAGGGAGCUGCUGUUGGUGUUGCAGUACUUGGGGAGCCUGCGGCCUCCCGUGGUGCACAGGGAUGUGAAGCCUGACAACAUUGUGAUGGAGGGCGGCAGGGCAGGAGGGCGUGUCUUCCUUGUGGAUUUCGGUGGUGUUCAGGCGGCUUCUGUGGCCGCUGGCUCCCUGACACCAAUGAGCACCAUCGUGGGCACGUAUGGGUACAUGGCCCCUGAGCAAUUUCGCGGGGCAGCCCAACCACAGUCGGACUUGUAUUCUCUGGGAGCGACGCUGCUGUAUUUGGUGUCAGGCCGUCAACCCAGCGAAUUCCGACAAGAUCGUCUGCGGAUCGACUUCUCGGGCCUCAUAUCGGUCAGUGAGGAGUGGGAGGACCUCCUGGAAGGACUGCUGGAGCCCCUGCCGGAAGACAGGCUGACGGCAGACCAAGCCAUGCGUCUUUUGGAAGGGCAGCCACGACGCCUGCGCACAGGGUCCAUGGGCGGCAAGGUGGGUGGCCGGCAGCCUGCCGGGUCCAAGGCGGUGGUCAAGAAGAGGGGGGCGAAUUUGGUGGUGGAGAUCCCUCCCGCGGGCAUCACAGGCGACACAGUGAUGACUGGCUCCUUCGCGCUGAUAUGGAAUCUGUUCGUUUUCUCCUUCACUGCCUCCGCGCUCGCAGCCGGCGGCCUGCUCCCCGUGCUGUUCAUGAUCCCGUUCUGGGCUGCGGGCGCCCAGAUCGCCAAGGUGGCGGUGGGCUCCUCCUUCACGCGGGAGCGCCUGGUCAUAGGCCGCCGGCGCUUCUCCCUGUCGCGACAGUUCGCCCUGUUCAAGGACGGGCAGGCGUCGUUCGAUGACGGCGAAGACGGGCAGCGAGGCGCCGUGGUGGUGGAGGGCCUGUCGCGGGACCUCAGGGAGGCGCGGAUCGUGACGACCAUGGAGGUGAACGGCGUGCCGCAGACCGCCAUCUCACUAUCGGAGGGCGUGCGAAAGCACGUCUUCGGCGAGGGACUGGACACCUUUGAGCAGGAGUGGCUCGUGCGGCAGAUCAACGACGCGAUCGACGAGGCCGCCGACAGGCCAGACGCCGGUGUGCUGGCGUCGGACAUCGAGAGGCGGACCCGGGAGUUGCGAUGA